AUGCGAUUCUUCAUUCAUCUCCUCCUUGCUUCGCUUUUGAACAUCGUCUUUGCUGCUCCCAAGUCGGAGAACACAGAUGCUUUUGGGCUCUUGCGACGUACUCCCGACGAGGCGCGCCGCGGCCGUCCCAAAUGUCUCUCCCCAUCGCGUGUUAAAGCAGGAGAAGACUGGGCCAUCGAGAAUUACCGAGCUUCGGAUGACAAGGACCCAAGCUAUGUGGACAACUUCAUUGGAGAGGACACACAGAUUUUCUUCGGGGAAUCUCCUCCCAGUUCUGGGAAGGAGUCGAUUAGAGAAUCGAUUGAGUGGCAGUGGAAUGCGACUAGCAGCGUCUCUCAUGUGCUCCAGAGGAUUAUCGUCCUUGAGGAUCUCACCUCUGUCCAGACAGAGGUUACUUAUACCUUCACUGAUGGGGCUGCGUUGACGAGGAAGGCUAUUACUCUGUAUGAGAAGACUCCCGAGGACCAGUUCCCUGCUGCGAUUAGGGUGUUUGGUGAUUUCGUCGAGGUGUUCGCGAAGUUCAUCGAGGUUGCUGGACCUCCCCCUGGUAGUUAA
Messenger RNA from Coprinopsis cinerea okayama7#130, 555 nucleotides. RefSeq lists its product as hypothetical. Lineage: Eukaryota; Fungi; Basidiomycota; Agaricomycetes; Agaricales; Psathyrellaceae. The coding region runs from base 1 to 555 and encodes 184 amino acids. The record is from RefSeq and is a predicted model, not a curated record. The transcript is spliced from 4 exons.